This is a messenger RNA of Anthostomella pinea, 189 nucleotides long. The record is from the annotation of a GenBank genome assembly. NCBI's taxonomy places the organism in Eukaryota, Fungi, Ascomycota, Sordariomycetes, Xylariales, Xylariaceae.
AUGCAAUACUCCAAGCUCCUCUUCACUGUCAUGACAAUGGCUACCCUUGCCUCGGCUCUGUCACCUAGAGCCUUGCGAAAAGAGCCCAACACAAAGAAACACAUCGCUGACGAGGACGCUACUGGUCUCAACGACGAUGACGACAUUAUCGCCUACGCCAACUGGCAAGACACAAACCCCCAAGAAUGA